This is a messenger RNA of Octopus bimaculoides (California two-spot octopus), 4510 nucleotides long. RefSeq lists its product as uncharacterized. NCBI's taxonomy places the organism in Eukaryota, Metazoa, Mollusca, Cephalopoda, Octopoda, Octopodidae. The record is from RefSeq and is a predicted model, not a curated record.
UGACCAAAACCUUCUGAGUGGAUUUGGAAACUGAAGGAAGCCCAUGUAUAUAUGUGUGUAUUUAUAUGCACAGUGGGCUUCUCUCAGUUUCCGUCUACCAAAUGCACUCACAUGGCUUUGGUCAGCUCAAGGCUAUAAUAGAAGACAUGUGUCCAAGGUGCCACACCACUGCAUGACAACCAGUUUUGGUGUUUGCAUACCUGUAACUUAGCAGUUUGGCAAAAAAGAUCAAUGGACUAAGUACCAGGUUUAAAGAAAUAAAUACUGAGUAGAUUCUUUCGACUGAAAAACUCUUCAAGGCGAUGCCCCAGCCUGGCCACUGAAACGAGUAAAAGACAAAAGAUAAAAAUAUUUUUGAGGGCGGAGAAGUUCGUCAAUAUCAUUGACUGGUCUUUAAUUUUCGACCUUGGAGGGAUGAAAAGCGAACUUUGCCUCAGCGUGAUUUGAACUUAUUGCAUAAAGAGCUGGAAGAAAUAUGCUCAAACAUAUUUUGUCGGAAGCUGUAAUGAUUCUGCUAAUCCUUGGUGAGGAGACAUUAUUCUUACACAUCUCGUUACACAAGCUUUUCUGCGACCUCAUAGUCUUCCUUUUCUCUAUCAUUAAUAAAGUUAUUAUGUAAAUAGGGUUUUGUUGGGGAAUAAACGUCCCUAUCUAUCCCACGAUAUCUCGUUUAUCCUUCAGUUUCACUCACUAAAGCAGACAAGGUCAACAUUUAUGCUUUAUUGUAUCUAAUACUACUUAUCCUAUGCCUUUCUUUUUGUAAAAAAAAAAAAAAAUGGCAGAGUUUAAAAUGAAGGAAAUCUCACAAUAUUUAGCAGGUUGAACGACUACAUGGAGGCUCCUCAUGAAAAAAGCUUUGUAAGUUUUAUUUCGGAUUCGUUUAUUGUUAACAGUUAUCUCCCUUGAAAUAGCUCAGUAAAUUAAUACAAAAUCCGCUCUGGCUUUUAUAGCUUUCCUACGUCACCAAAACACAGAUUAGAUAUGAUUAAAAAAAAAAGCCAGCUGUGUAUCAUGCUCAAUGUAUGUACGCUGUUGAUAGGCCAGACACAGUAGAUUUUCAUCUGGAGAUAACAUCUUUUAUGGAUGUGCUGUGUUAAAAACAAUAAAUAUUGGAGUGAGACGAAAACUCACCCCAGCAGCAACCAGCAAGAAUACCAGAAGCAUUUUCGCCUUUCAUUGACUUAUAUUCAUAGCCUAUCCCUAGUGUGUAUACAUUAAGUAUGAUCCAUAGAUGGUCAUUUUAAUUUAACCUCUUCAUAAACUUCUUUUCUUUUUUGAUUGGAAUAGACAUGUAUCUUCUCUACUCUGACACAUCUGUUCCUGUCCUUCUGUCAUACUUUAACCAUUCAUCACCUAGCAUAAAGCCACCUCAUUCAAUACUGCACCCACCCCUGUUGGUCAGUCUUAUCUUCUGAGUACCACAUAAAAAGCUUCUAGUAGUCUAUGUAAAGUCGAUGGCAUUAGAAAGGGCAUGCAACUGUAGAAGCCGUGCCAAAGCAGAUAUCGGAACUUGGUACAGUCCUCUAGAUUGUUGGCUUUUGUCAAAUCAUCCAACCCAUGCCAGCAUGGGAAAAUGGAUGUUAAAUGAUGCUGCUGCUGAUGAUGAUGAUGAUGACAACGAUAUGGGCAUGUGUAUUUGUGGUUGUAUAUGUGUGUGUGUGUGUGUGAGUUAUUAGGCCUCAACAAAAUAAUUGAAGUUGUGGGGGAGACAAAAAUAGAGGAGGCGGGGACUUGAGAGAUAGAGAGGGGUGAAAGGGGGGAGAAACUCUGGUAGAAGUGUGAAGGAGGAAAGGUGGGAGGUAGAAACUCGGAGGGAAUUGUGAAAUCAGAGGAGGAGAUGGGGAGAAUGUAUGAUUGAUGAGGAAAUGAAAAGGAAGGAGGAAAAGAGGCAGAAGAUAUGUUGGUGGGGUGAAGGGUGAGGAAUAGGGGUCCAAAUGAUUUAUGAGAGAUGAAGACAUGAUAAAGAAUGGAAGUGACAAACUGGGAAAAUAGAGAGAAGGAAAAAUGGAAGAAGAGAUAGAGAGAGAGAGACAGACAGGCAGAGAGAGUGGGAGAGCUUGUGUGGGUGUUUGAAAUUUUCAACCAAAGGUUAAGGAAACAGAUAGAAAGACAUUAUGCAGUGGAGAUGCACAAAGAGAAAGGGACAGACAGACAGACAGGUAACACCAUUGACAGUAUAAAAACAGACUGUUAUACCGUGAAAGUUUACAAUCUCUAUGACACCAGUGCAGUUGCAUACAUGGGUAUAUAUACAAUAUACACACUUGUAUAACUUUAUAUGCAUGUAAUAACAUAUAUACAAAUUUUUUUUAUAUGUUAGUGUAUUAUAUCGACAGUUUUAGGUACAUGAUAUAUACACAUAUAUAAAUAAAUAUAUAUGUGUAUAUAAACACACACACAAGAUUGUCUGAGAAGUGGAUCCCAGAGAGAUAAUUCUAAUCAGAAGUGAGCAGAAAAUUAUAAAAAGUUCCACAUUAUUGGGUCACAGAAAUCUACUCAAGUCAUAUAACAACAUGAAACCAUCUCGGAUGAUAAUUCUGCUGAUGUUCUAUGGUGUAACCAGUGCUUUAUCAGGAAUUGAACAUUUUACACCCCUCGUUUCCUACUCACUUCCUGGCAGCGGCCAACUUGGGGCCUUUUCUCGAUACACAAUAGACAGGUGUGCAGAACUUUGUCUCAAAACCAGGCCAUGCAUUUCCUUUGAGUUUGAUCUAUUUUAUGAAAUUUGCUAUUUAUCCAAGUUCAACAGAAGCAAUUACAAUUUGGUUACCAGUAAAACAAGAAAUUACUAUGAAUUAAACACAGAAUCAAAAAAUUUGGCGGAACCAAACAUUCAAGAAGGUAAAAAUGAAGAAGUCCAAAUUGAAAAGGGACAAAAUCUUGCAGAUGAUAAAGCAAAAGAUAAAGCUGUAGAUUCGUCCAUUAAAGAGCAAUCGCAAAACUGGGAAAAUAAAUUCCAUGUCAACUCUGAACAGAGCAGUUCUAAAGCAGAUGCUUCAUUGUCAGUAAAUUCACCAAACCUCAAUCCAUCAGGAAGAUUACCAGAAAAUGUCAAAAGCAGCUUAAAUGAACAUAAUGUGGAUGCACCAGGUGUAUUUGAAGACGGAAAGACAAAAGGGUCUGUUGGCAGAAAUAAUGAAGAUUUUCAACAUAAUCUGAUUAAUGAUUCUGUGAUUAGGUCUAAUAAACAAUUACCAAAUCUUGAUCGAUUUGGACAAGAAUAUAAGUUUCAGGUCAAUGGACCGACUUCAUUUGAUAAUAGUAACCAAAACCUUCCAUCUGGUGUCAAUACAGAAACAAACGAAAAUGGAAUGGUCCAGGAAUCUCCACAUUUGACUCGACAGAAUUUCUUUCCAGUUGAAAGCAUGGGAGUGACUACAGCAAAGAAGAACCCUUUUGAGGAUGGUUUCCGAAAAGUUCACAAUAUUCAGGGACGUUUACCAUUUCUUUCAAAGGGCCAGGGUGAAGAUGAAAUCAUGGAGGCAAGGAAUGAAAGACCUUCAGCUGUUCCGAAUGGGAAUUCAAGAGAUUUUCAAAUAAGCGGUAAUUUCUAUCAUGGGGCUCCUGGAGAACUGCAGGAUCACACGUCAUCAUUAUACGUACCACCAAUAUAUCCUGUACCACCAGAGUGUCACCUGAAACCAUUCCACGAGGACAGACGAUAUUACCUGGAGUUUGUCCCUGGUCAUGGAAUGAGACCUCGACCUUGUUCUGCAGGCACUAUCUAUAAUCACACUAGAUGUCAGUGUGUCAUUGGAUCUGUUGAAGUUACAGAAUGUGAACCAGAAUUCUUCUUGGACUUCAAUUACCAAAUUGCUGAUAAAUCAAGGAACGGUCUCCCUCUCACUGUGUUUGGCGUCUAUCCGCAACAAGGGGCAGGUGUUUUUAAUAACGACAGUCACAUUAAGAUUUGGCGUUUCUCUGAUGCUCACAUUGGUAACAAGCUAACAAUUCACAUCAAGUUUAAAGACACUGGAAGCCAUAGGAACCGAAUUGAGUAUUUAAUAUCUAACUGUUACCAAGACAACCGUCAAAAGACCAGCUCCGUGGCUUUGGCUCUCAACUGGAGAACAAGGGAAGUUUUGAUGCUGGUCGAUACAAAUAAAUCUGAGCCAAAAGUCCUUCGUUUAAAGUACACGCCCAACCAAUGGGAAAAUCUUACUCUGAACUAUGAUGGUGAAAUAAUCCAAGCACAACUGGGACAAACUGUAUCAGAGAGAGUCCCCUUGCAAGGUGAAAUUGAACCUCGACCAAGUGGUUUUAUUGUUGGUAAUUGUGGUCAUUUCCCAAGCUUCACAGGUUUAAUACAAGAGGUUCAAAUCUACCUCUGUAAUCCACGAAGAGAGAAACUGAUGGACAGGCAUUACCUAGACAUAGUAGCAAGUGAACUCAACUCACCAGUGACUUGAACUUCAGCAGCAGAUAUCACCUAACAACUAGACAUAGGACUGUUGAAUUAUUUAGUUAUCACAUGUGUACAUACUUAGGAAAAUAAAUACAAGAUUUAAAA